AUGGGGAUCCUCCUUUUCCUCCUCCUCCUCGGCGCGACCCCCGCGCGGGGGUCCCGUCGCAUCGUGGGGGGCUCGGAGUGUCCCCGGGGGUCGCACCCGGCCCUGGUGGCGCUUUUCCAGUUCGACCAGUUCGUGUGCGGGGGGGUCCUGCUGACCCCCCAGUGGGUGCUGAGCGCGGCCCACUGCGCCACCAGCCCCCUGCAGGUGCAGGCGGGGGGGCACAGCCUCUCGCAGCCCUCGGGGCACGAACAGUUCGCGGCGGUGGCGGAGCUGGUGCCGCACCCGGAAUUCCAGGGGGGAGGAGAUCCCGGAUUCCAGAGGGACGGAGAUCCCGGAUUCCAGAACCGAUCCCACGACCUGCUGCUCCUGCGGGUGGAGCCCCCCUUCACCUGGACCCCCCUGGUGCAGCCCCUCCCCCUCCCCGAGGACCCUCCAGACCCCGGAGAGAACUGCACGGCCAUGGGCUGGGGGAGCACGGGGGGGGAGCUGGACUCGUACCCGGACGUCCCUCAGUGUGUCACUGUGGCCGUGCUGGGUGACACCGAGUGCCAGGUGUCCUACGGGCCGCAGGUGACCGAGGACAUGCUCUGUGCCGGCGUCCCCGAGGGCGGCAAGGACUCCUGCCAGGGUGACUCCGGGGGUCCCCUCGUGUGCCAGGGGCUCCUCCAGGGCAUCGUGUCCUGGGGGGAACACCCCUGUGGGCAGCCGGGGCGCCCGGGGGUCUACGCCAGCGUCCAGUGGCACCUCCAGUGGAUCCUGGGGGUCAUCGGGGGGGCAGAGACCCCCUGACCCCCCCAAAAAAACCCUGACCCCCCCCAAACCCACCCUGGGACCCCCCGACCCUCCUGAGACCAACCAGGACCUUCUGAGACCAACCAGGACCUGGGCUGGACCAGGGGAGGCAUCGGGGGGGGGGGACAGAAACCCCCCAGGGGACCUCCGAGACCCCCUGACCCCCCCCGAAAAAAAUCUGGGACCCUCUGACCCCUCUGACCCCACCCUGGGACCCCCUGACCAUUCUGGGAUCAGCCAGGACCUCCUGAGACCAACCAGGACCUGGGCUGGACCCGGGGGGAUCGGGAGGGGGCAGAGACCCCCCCAGGGGAUCUCCGAGACCUCCUGACCCCCCCCAAAAAGUACCC
This is a messenger RNA of Chiroxiphia lanceolata (lance-tailed manakin), 1142 nucleotides long. Its product is annotated as trypsin-like. The coding region runs from base 1 to 789 and encodes 262 amino acids. The transcript has 5 exons. Gene Ontology annotation, molecular function: serine-type endopeptidase activity. Gene Ontology annotation, biological process: proteolysis. The record is from RefSeq and is a predicted model, not a curated record. NCBI's taxonomy places the organism in Eukaryota, Metazoa, Chordata, Aves, Passeriformes, Pipridae.